AAACGAAUGAUAGAUUACGAAUGCCAAUUUGGCAAAAUGUAUUUAUAACUAAAUUUUAAUUCCACAUCUAAUGUCCACAUGGGUACAAAGGGUUCAAGAAAAUGUACUUAAAGUUAUAUCUAGAAAAAAGAAUAUUGAAAGGAUUAAAUUUGGAGUUCCUUUUGAAGAUGUGUGUCAGAAUAAUGACAUACCCAAUUCAUUAAUUAUGUGUUUUGUAAAAUUGAUGGAAGAUGGUCCCCACAAACGGGAGAUCUUCAGAGCCCCCGGCAGUUGCGGGAACAUUAAAGAGCUUUUACAUUCCUUACAUCAAGGCAAAGGAACCAAGGAUCUCAGCCGAACUUCCACUCAUGCCAUCGCGUCCGUCAUUAAGAUAUUUCUGCAAAAAUUGCCUGGCGGCUUAUUCGGACCGGAAAAUGAGAAACAAUUAUUUGAGUUAGAAAAUGAAUUAGAUCUUAAUCCCCUUGCAAGUACCCUCAAAAUGAAAGAAAUAAUUACAAGGCUUUCAUUAGCCAGGGUCCACUUUUUGACACUUUUUCUUGGAACUUUGAAAUGGAUAUCCAUAGUCAGAGGACAUAUUCAUUACAAACAGAACAUCGCUAAUCAGCGUUUAGAAUCAGACACCGAAAAAGGAAGCGAGCAAGAUGUUACAAUAAGUUCGCAAGAAAAGCAACAGGGUCUACCAAGAAUUGAACCGCUCAUUUUGCAAAGUGAGUCCGACCCGCAAACCUCUACGACUAUUCGGGAUUCAUUACUACCGAAUAAAGAUCUACAGAAUUGCAUUACUAUUUGCGCCAAGUCUCUUAGUCUCAGUGUCGCUCCCAGUUUGUUAUCUCGUAACUUGACCAGUCCUAAGAGAGGGCCAGCUAUAACCGAUUUGUCGAGGUUUGAAAUGGCCUCCCGACUCGUUAUGUUCAUGAUAGACAGGUUUGGUUCCUCUCAUUUUAUGCCGCCUAUGGCUUAUACCUAUUUAUCAGGCGUGUUAGAAAGCAGAAUCAUGAAUAAAACAUUAUCCUUCGCUCCCGUCCAAAAUGCCGAAUCAUGCCCAAACACGGAAACGGAUUGGAAAUUCAUUUACGACUUAAAAUGGCCAUCCUUUUCGGUCGAAAGUCGCAAAACCACCGAAAAUAUCGAUCAAAGUCUAUUAGAAAUAGGUGAAUGUAGUAGCAGUACCGGUAACUGCCAGGACGCAGAACCAUUUCUUCAAAACUCAGCACUUCCAUUAGCAAAUUUAUCUAAGCAGGAUCACACUGCCCGUUGUUCCUUAUCCAACGAUUGCUUACUAUGCCACACCGAUAUGAGUUGCUGCGAUAUUUUGCAAAAUCUUAUGGAAGGGAUUAAAUCUGACAUGGAUAUUACAGUCUCUUCAACUUUUUCGCCAUCUUCCCAUCAGUCAAUUAACCUUUCUAAGUGUCAACCCUUAUAUUCGUCCAUCACAACUUUCCUAUCCACUUCAACGCCGACAAAGCAACUUUUUACAAAACCGAGUUUGGAUAUGCGACCGGAUGCCAGUUUCUUAAAUAAUAGGCGGUUACUAAUGGAAGCUAAAGCCAAACUAAAACCGGUCUCGAAACAACCCGAGGAUUGUGAACAAUUUUCCAAAAAACAGGGUAUGAGUACGGUUCCUCGCAAUUUCAAGGCGAUAGAAUUUAAAGUCAGUCCUGGUUUUGAAAUAGGUUCCCGAAAAACUACGGCCUUCGAAACCGGUAUACGGUCUUUAGAAGAGAAAUCUGUUUCGAUAUCGAUUCGGACCCGGGUUUUGGAUAAUAUGAAAGCCCGUUCGGAUUGGUUCCUUAAUGAUAAUAACGUAAAUAUCACUCACGAAUACACACAAAAACUUAUAAAGGGAAAAGAAAAAGGCACGAAUACAAACAGCAAUGAUCACUUUAAAGACUUUAAUUACGAAUCUCUGCUCGACCGACAGCACGAUUUAAAUCGUUUUAAACAAAAACGCGACACUUCAGGAACCAUUUUUGGUGAAACUGGUCCCGCUUUGAAUAAAACGAUCACUUUUCGAUUUUCUGGUAGCAAGCAAGGUCCGUUGUGUACUAACAAAGGGGAAAUGGCAUCUUGUAGCGGUUCUCCCGCGUCGUUUACGUCAUCGCGUCCGCCUUCCACUAGUAGCGAUGCUCUCUCUAGAUCGCCCUCCCCUUAUUUCGGGGAACAUCCUCCUUUCAAAUUGGAGAAUAUGACCAAAAAGAGUUGUAACGGGAACGGUGCAAUGAAACGUAAAAAUGGUAAAAAUCAGGAUUUGGCAUGGGAUCUUCCUAGAGUCAUCAUUAAAAAGCCCUCUUUCAAUAGAAAAUAUUCAAAACAUCAGCAACAGAAUAGUAACAUGCCCUCUCUUUUGUAUCACCAAGCUAGUUCAUCUCCUGAAAAUUUAGAAGAUAGGAAAGUCAAAUCCGACGAAAAUUUGACUUUUAGCGAUACCAUUGUUCCGGCAUCUAUCUAUCAUUGCAAAACUCCCGAUGCUGAUAUUGAUUAUCUAACCCUUGGCCCAUUAACCGCAAGCCGUUUUACCCCGUUUUCCCAUAUAACGGCCUCGUCCUCUGAGGGUUAUUUUACUGGUUCAACGUCGAAGAAAAAGGAGGAGCAAACUAGCCUCAAAUCCGCAACAGCUGGUUGCCAGUUUACGGAUAAGAAGACUGGAUUGAUAUUUGGAGCUGGUAAAAUUGUCCAAAGGCAGGACACAAUCGUUAAAAGAAAACCAAGUAAAAAGCGAAGCUUGGAAGAGAGAGACAAAUACAGAGAAAAUGGAAUCACUCCAUCAACCAAAAACUAAAUUAAAAAAUUAAUGAUAUUUUCGAAUAACCUGAAAAUUAUACGAAAUUUAUAGUACGCUCAAAAAUUAUUUUAGAAAACUUAUAGUUAUUUUUUUUGGUUUUUUAAAGUGACUUUAGUUUAUGAUUAAUUUAUUUGUCAUUUUAAAGUGUCAACCAAAAUAAUUUCGAUAAUUUUUGAUUUCCCACCAACCUCCCCAUUCUUUUUCAGCUAUUUUUUCUAUUUCCUCACUUUCUUCUCUUCCCAUUGUUUUACUUUAUUUCUUCCUCUUUUUGUUCAUUACUGGCUCUGUUUUAUGGCCAAGCACAAGUUUAAAAUGAUUUUUUUUUGGAACUCGCUAAAAAAAUUACCAUUUAAUUGAACACAUCUCUUAUUUCUUUCUUUUUUGAUAUUAAAAAAAAAUUAUAUAAUAUUUUUUUUAUCUAAUAUCAAAUGCAUUCCCUAUUAAAAUACCUAACUGACAUCUUCAUUAU
Gordionus sp. m RMFG-2023 is the source of this 3251-nucleotide messenger RNA. RefSeq lists its product as uncharacterized. The record is from RefSeq and is a predicted model, not a curated record. Bases 71 to 2779 code for a protein of 902 amino acids. Gene Ontology annotation, biological process: signal transduction. The transcript is spliced from 19 exons. Lineage: Eukaryota; Metazoa; Nematomorpha; Gordioida; Chordodea; Parachordodidae. Gene Ontology annotation, molecular function: GTPase activator activity.